Molecule: messenger RNA, 5750 nt
Organism: Drosophila sulfurigaster albostrigata
Lineage: Eukaryota; Metazoa; Arthropoda; Insecta; Diptera; Drosophilidae
Gene: Mnt
Product: platelet binding protein GspB
Exons: 8
Coding region: 631-2688 (685 amino acids)
Biological process (GO): regulation of transcription by RNA polymerase II
Molecular function (GO): DNA-binding transcription factor activity, RNA polymerase II-specific; RNA polymerase II cis-regulatory region sequence-specific DNA binding; protein dimerization activity
Source: RefSeq, a predicted model, not a curated record
GGUUGGAGCAGAAAGAAGAAGCAGAGUAAUAAUCUACAAUAAUAAUAAUCAUAAUAAUAUAAACCGAACCAAAGCAGAAAUAUAAUUUAAAAAAUUACAAAAAACAACAACAAACCAACAUCCAUCAACAACAACAACAACAACGAAAGCAUUAAAACCUUGCAAAACGUUUUUUUUUUUCAAGUGUACGUACGUAAGUACGUGUGUGUGAGUGUGUGUUUAUAAAGCUAAAAUUAUAAAUUCUUCAUAAUAUCAAAUGCAUACAUGUGUAUUACGUGCAUAAACAAUCGGAAACAAUCUCAAUCAAAAAGCAAAAGCAAUAAUUGACAGCAAUAACAACAACACAACUGCAAAAACUGCAUCAAUUACAAAAACAAAACAACUACAAAAACAACAACAACAAGUGUACGAAGAAUAAGAAGAAGAAGCAGCAUAUAAGGAAGUGGAAGAAGAGUCGUAAAACGAAGCGCAAAGAAAAAGCAACCGAAAACAAAAUUCAACUGCAAACGUGUCUCGACCCAAAUCUUGUGUGUCUGACGCUCUCUCGAUCGCUUCUCUCGCUCUCUUCGUGUGCGUGCGUGUGUGUGUGUGUGUGUGUGUGUGUGAGUGUGUGCGUGUGCGUAGGCGGCUAUGUCACAGGGCGGCAUUACAUCGCUACUGAUAGCUGCUCAAUUCAUUGAGCAGCAGGAAAAGCUUAAGCAUGCUGUUGGGUUGCAUUUUAUCAAUGAUAGCAAUAAUGGCUACAACAGCAGCAGUAGCAGCAUCAGCAGUGAAAGCAUCGUCAACAACAACAACAACAGCGCAAGCCAACUCAACAGAAACAGCACGCCAGCAGCAGCAGCAGCGGCAGCAAACACAACAUCAGCAACAACAACAACACCCGCCAACGUAAACGGCCAUAACGGUCUGACUAACGGUACCGCUGCAGCGCUGAGUAACAGCGGCAGCAGCAGCAGCACCAAUGGGCAGAGCAGUCCACGCAGUCAAUUAGUUGUUACUCAUGAUUAUGAGUAUGUUGGCAACGGCAUCACCACCACCAAUGGACAAUUGGAGUCAACGGGGGGACGUAGCAGCGAAGGUCGCGCCAUUGUUUCGGCACAAACGCAGAGUGUGCUCAUCGGAGGAUCGGAGGAUGCGCACAUGAGCUUUGUCGGCUCAGCCUCUGCUCGCAGCGCCAACAGCGCCAACUCUGCCGCCUAUCGACAGAUACUCAAUGCCCAGCAGCAGCAGCAACAGGCGGCAGCAGCAGCGGCAGCAGUCUCCUCAUCGGCGCCAGUCACCGGAUCUCAGCUGACCGCCCACGGUGGACGCCGACGAACCAUCAGCUCCAAUAGCAAUGGGGCUGGCACGCGCGAUAUGCACAACAAGCUGGAAAAGAAUCGACGAUUCCAUCUCAAGUGUUGCUACGAAGUGCUAAAGAACGAGCUGCCGCUCAAGGAUGAGGAUCGCAAGAAGACAUCAAAUUUGACAAUACUCGACAAGGCGCACAAAUAUGUCAAGCAACUGUCAAAGUCCGCUAGUGAUCAGGAGGCGCAAAUCGAGCAGCUUGCCAAGCAAAAGAUUGAGCUACAGAAGCGUCUAAACAGCCUGAGACGUCCGGCGGAUUCCCAGAGCAUUCCACAGAACGAUAAAGAUGAGGCCGUUUGCCUGGCGACCACAGCAACAACAUCAGCAUCGUUAUCGCCAGCAUCGGGAUCGGGAUCAGCUGGAGGACGCAAUGCAGCGCCGCCAAUACUGUUCGAUGGCACCACCGCGACCGUUUGUGCCACCGGUCUUCAGACUGGUGUGCCCACAACGACCAUGUCAUCUGUGAUAAGCAAGAGCAACGCCAGCAAGCACAACACCAACACGAAUGGCAACGGCAACAGCAACAGCAUCAACAGCAAUGCCGCCGUCAGUUAUCAAUUGAAUCCCGCCGCCGCCGCCGCUGCAGCUGUUACAAUUGGCGCACUGAAGAACAGCAAAUCGAACGGCAGCAUUAGCAACAGCAACAUCAACAAUGUUACCUCCGCUGCAGUCAGCUAUUCACAGAAUCAAAGUCCCGCCACAGUUGUUGCCAUGGGUCUGCUCAAGAAUAGCAGCAGCCUUUUGACCAGCAACAACCACAGCAGCAGCAACCACAGCAGUAACAGCAGCAGCAAUGGCUCACCGAUAGCAACGUCCACAUCGCAGCAGAGCAGCCCGGCUGGCAGUCCAAAUGUGGUUGUUGGUGCCACCAACAACAACAACACCACAUUGAUGACGACGACACGUGGAUCGCCAACGCCAUCGACGCCAUCGCCAUCACCAAGCUCGUCGUCGAGCGGCGUCUCCUCAUCGGCCUCCUUCAUUGGCUCCUCAUCGUCGUCAUCAUCGUCGUCAUCGUCGUCGUCAUCAUCAUCGUCAUCGUCCAGCUCAUCAUCGUCAUUGUCGUCGUCCUCGUCGGCGGGCUCAUCGCCACCCACACACACACAAUCGGCGACAACGACGACGACGACGCACUUGCUGGGCGCCACACGUAGCGCGAACAUCAAGUUCCAUGCCAGCGGCGCAGGCGGUGCCCUCAACGGUGGCGCCACCAUUGUCACGGCGACAGCACCAAGUGCUGCAACAGUUGCAGCCGCAAAUGCGCAUUCCGCUGGAUUCCAUCAGGCGGACAAGGAUCGUAAUUACAAUUUCUUGAUACGCAGCGGUACGGCGGCACAGUAGAGGCAACAGCAAUGGAAACAGCAGCAACAACAACAACAAGAAUUGUAACUAAAACAACAACAAAAAAGAAAAAAACAACAACUGAAUUGUGUGCAACAGCUCCCACCUUAAACAACAAAAGCAACAACAACAACAACAACAAGAAAACAGAGCAAGAAGCAAACUUGUUCUCAACUCUCUAUCUCUAUCUCUCUCUCUCUCUAUCUUCUAUGUUUCUUCGAUUUCUGUCAUUUAACAAACAACAACAAUCGCACACAGCAACAACAACAGUAAACAACAACAACAACAACAAAACAUAACAGUUCCGCCCAACAUUUAAGCAUCGAUUUUGAAAAUCAAAAAAAAAAAAAAAAAAAAAAAAAAAAAGAAAAGAGAAGAAAGUAAUGAAAUACAUAUUUAAACAAGAAGAAAACUAAAAAGAAAACAAAAAACACAAAACAAAACAAAAGGAAUUAUUUUUAAUAAAUAAUUUUAUACACUAGAACAACAACAACAACAAAUACCAGAACAGCAGCAGCAACAACAGCAACAACAACAAUAGCAUCACACACACACAACUCAACACACACAUACACACACAUGUAAAGUAUAAGCGCCUAUUCUAUGAAAUAUAUGUAUGAAAACUCUAUAUAUAUACAACUCACAUUUGUAUGUGUAGCUCACAUUGAAUUUAUCCACACAAUUACAAACACACACACACAUGGACACAAACAACACUAACAACAACAACUUCAACAAUAACUACUUUUAGAACUUAGUGUAAAUUAUUGUCGGAAAUGAAAUGAAAAGAAAUGUGAAAAGAUGAAAAGAAAUCGCGCUGUUGUAACAGAAACCACCAAAAUGGGUAACGCUUUAUGAAAACUGCAUGCAUAUGCUAUAUAUACUAAAAUAUACUAUAUAUAGAUAUACUAUACUUGCACAACUAUGUGGUAUAUACUUAAUAUAUAUAUCUUAUGUGUGUGUGUAGUACUUUAUAUAUAUAUAUACAUAUAUAUAAACUUAAAGAACAAUCCAAUCGAAUUAUCUUCAUUUUUUUUUUUUUUUUUUUUUUUUUUUUGGCAAAUUGAUGUGACAAACCGAACCUAAAGACAUAUUUAUACAUAUAACAUAUAAUAUUGUGAAAGUGUAAGAAAUUUGUAAGAGUGUGUGUGUGUGUGUGUGAGAGAGUGAAUCUGAUAUAGUUCUAUAUACUCUAUGACCAACAAACAAGAGCGAAGAGCAAAAAUAAUGUUAUACCAAAAAUUGGUUUAUUCUUUAGUUUCCUCACUUCUGCUCCCUUGCCAGAGUUUAACUACUACUAAAUGUGUGUGUGUGUGUGUGAGUGUAUGUGUGUGUGUAGUUGUAGUUGUAAUAACUUCCCCCCCUCCUUGAAUGCAAUGUAAAACCGAUGUUGACAUGAUGUACUCAAUGUGUAUACCCUUAAUCAGCCAUUAUAGAUGUGUAUGUAUGUAUGUGUGUAUGUGGAUGUAUGCAUGUAGUUGUGUAGUAGUGAUGUAGCCAAGAUUACAUACAUACUCUUUUAGUACAUACAAUUGAAUGUCUCUUAGAACAAGCUAAAAAACAUAGAAAGCAAAACUUCUUUUUACUUCAAUUUUCGAUUGCAUUUCUUUUGUUGUUGUCCAAGCAUACAUCACAAACAAAAAAGUUUACUUUUGAUUUUUCAAUUAAAAAACAAAAUAAGAAAAACCACCUCGAAAGCAAACUUUGCUAUAGGCGCUUUGCUUGCUUCCCACCCGAUAGAUAAUAGCUGAUAACUUCUUAGCCAUAGCAAAAUGAUAAAUGUAAAUGAGUUUUCAAAUGAUUUUAGAGAGCAUAUCACAACCAAAAUUACAUAAAGAAUUAGAGAAAACAAUUGCAAUUCAACUUUAACUUUCUUAUUUAUUUCAUUUUCUACUUUAAACAUUUGUCUUUUUCUUUUUUGGAGAGCAGAAAGCUGAACCUAACGCCUUAAGAGCUCUACGUCAAGUUAUUAAAAUUCGGAACCACAAAAUAUUGGAAUAUUUAUAUACAAAAAAAAAACAAAAGCGAGAAGAAAAAACAAAAAGAAUAUAGAAACUAGAAAAGAAAAAGGGAAAAUAUUAAAAUAUUAUAUGUAUAUGUAUAUAUUAUAUAUAUUUAUGUAUAACUAUGACAGACAGACAAAAACCGAAACAAAACAAAAAGAGAUAGAGAAAGGGGAAAAAUCAACUAAAAACUAACUAAAUAUUAUAUUUUGGAGCAUUUUUUUCAAACGUGUGUGCGUCUGUGUGUGUGUGUGUGUGUGUAUCUGUAUAUGUGUGCGCGUACGUUAGUACAUAAAAAAAGUAUUAAAAAAAAAAACAGAAAUGAAAAAAAUAUAAGAACAAUAAUAGCAAAAACUGAUUAUCUAAAUCCGAAGAAGUUAAGAAUUUGCAACACAAAAAAAAAAAACAGACGGAGAAGAGUUGUAUUUGGAAAAGAGAAAAACAAAUAGAAAAAAAAAACAAAACAAAACUACAAUUACGAUAAAAAAAAAACAAAUGAAAGUAGAAAAAGUAGAAAAAAAAAACAUAAAACACAAUAACAAAAACAAUAUAAAAUGAUGCAAAAAAAAACAAACCAUAAACAUAUUAACAGAGCUGAGAAAAUUGUGAAUUUCUCUUUCAUAUUUUUGUGUAAAUAUUCUUUUGUUUCUCUGGCUUUUUAGUUUUGGCACAGGUAAAAAUUAAAUAACCCAAUCUUAAGUUGUUCAAAUAUACUUAUGUCCAAAAAAAAAAGCAACAAAAAAUAAAAUAAAAAUUAAACAAACAAAUCGCUGGCAAAUUCAACAAUUUCACCAUAAAUUAGUUUCUGAAGAAGCCAACACAAAAAAAGAAAACAAAACAAAAAAAUACAAAAAUUUAUUUUCACACAUUUUAAAGAAAUAAAGAACAACAAGAAACAAAAAAAAAAAACAAGAAAAAUACAACGCAGUUGGAAUCUAUUUUCAAAAAAGAAUAACAUCAAUUUAGUGUCUAAGCCUAAAUGUUUGUGUAAAUGUUUUAAAUGUACAUGUAAAAUGCUUAGCCAUAAGUUCUAAAAAAAAAACAAAAUCAAAAUAAACA